CCUCCAUGCCUUUCGCUUAACCAGCUGGCUGGGGAAAAGGGUUGAGAAAGUAGAGGACUCAGGGCAAAGAAAGUGCACGCCUCUCAGUAACUAAACCCCGCCCCAAUCCUAUUUUUAUUUGUGGAUGGGAUGGGAUGGGCUGGGCUCUGGCUCCUCCCCUUGUUUCAGUUUCAUUUCUAAUCAUUGAGCUGCCUUCCCUGGGCUUUCCAGAACUCCAGAAGGCUCAGCAGAAACCAGGCUGGUUUGCUCUCUUCCCCCAACCCGGUCACCCCAGUUCUGGCCGCAGCAGGUUCCAGAAUGGAGCUGCGACCCUACCAAUGGGAAGUGAUCUUACCUGCUCUGGAAGGCAGGAAUAUCAUAAUAUGGUUGCCUACGGGCGCUGGCAAGACCCGGGCAGCUGCUUUUGUGGCCAGGCGGCAUCUAGAGACAGUAGAUGGAGGCAAGGUGGUGGUGCUGGUCAACAGGGUACACCUGGUGAGCCAGCAUGCUGAGGAGUUCAGGAGCAUGUUGGAUAAACGCUGGACCAUGACUACCCUGAGUGGGGACAUGGGACCACGAGCUGGCUUUGGCCUAAUGGCUCGGAGCCAUGACCUGCUCAUCUGCACAGCAGAGCUCUUGCAGCUGGCGCUGGUCAGCUCAGAAGACGAGGAACACGUAGAGCUCACAGAGUUCUCCCUGAUCGUGGUGGACGAGUGUCACCACACCCACAAGGAUACGGUCUACAACGUCAUUCUGAGCCGCUACUUAGAGCACAAGCUACAGAGGGCAAAACGCCUUCCCCAAGUGCUGGGGCUCACGGCCUCCCCAGGCACUGGCGGGGCCACCAAGCUCCAAGGGGCCAUUGACCACAUCCUACAGCUCUGUGCCAACCUGGAUACGUGGCGCAUCAUGUCACCAGAGAAUUGCCGCCCCCAGCUGCUGGAGCACAACCCGAAGCCCUGCAAGCAGUAUGACCUCUGCCAGAGGCGCAGAGAGGACCCUUUUGGAGACUUGCUAAAAGAGCUUAUGAAACAAAUUCACCAGCAACUAGCAAUGCCUGAACUGAGCCAGCAGUUUGGAACGCAGACUUACGAGCAGCAAGUAGUGGUGCUGAGCAAGGCUGCCGCAGAGGCAGGACUCCAGCAACGGCGGGUGUAUGCGCUCCACCUGAGGCGCUACAAUGACGCGUUGUUGACCCACGACACCGUCCGCGCACGGGAUGCUCUUGACAUGUUGCAAGAUUUCUACCACAGGGAGCGCGCCACGAAAACUCAGAUGUUGCGUGCUGAGCGCUGGCUGCUGGAGCUCUUCGAUGGCCAUAAGAAUGAGCUGGCCCAGUUAGCAGCUCGUGGGCCCGAGAAUCCGAAGUUGGAGAUGCUGGAAGGGAUCCUGCUGAAGCAAUUUGGGAGCCCCAACCACCCUAGGGGCAUCAUCUUCACCCGAACCCGCCAGAGUGCUUCCUCCCUCCUGCUCUGGCUUUGGCAGCAGCCUGGCCUACAGAAAGUGAACAUUAAGGCCCAGAUGCUGAUUGGGGCAGGGAAUACCAGCCAGAGCACACACAUGACCCAGAAAGACCAACAAGAGGUGAUCCAGGAGUUCAGGGAUGGUACCCUGAACCUUCUAGUUGCCACAAGUGUGGCAGAGGAGGGGCUUGAUAUCGCCCAGUGCAAUGUGGUGGUACGCUAUGGGCUCCUGACCAAUGAGAUCUCCAUGGUCCAGGCCAGGGGCCGGGCUCGAGCUGGUCAGAGCGUGUACUCCUUUGUGGCGACAGAGGGUAGUCGGGAGGUGCAGCGGGAACUGACCAAUGAGGCUCUGGAGGUGCUGAUGGAGCAGGCAGUGGCUGCAGUGCAGAAGAUGGACCCCCAAGAGUUCAAGGCCAAGAUCCAGGACCUGCAGCGAGCAGCUCUGGUGAAGCGAGCAGUGCGAGCAGCCCAGCGGGAGAGUCAGCAGAGGCAGUUCCCAGCGGAGCGCGUGCAGCUCCUCUGCAUCAACUGCAUGGUGGCCGUGGGCUACGGGAGUGACCUGCGGAAGGUGGAGGGCACCCACCACGUCAAUGUGAACCCCAACUUCUCGGUCUACUAUACCGUCUCCCAGAAGCCUGUGGUCAUUAACAAGGUAUUCAAGGACUGGAGGCCUGGAGGGACCAUUAGCUGCAGCAGUAACUGUGGGGGAGGUAAGUGAGGGGCUAUCUCUCAGGCCAAGAACCCUCAACCCCAGACCCCAGAGGCCCUUGAUCUGGGAAAAGAGACCUCAUACAGAGUGGCAAUACAAGUCCUGCCUGGGUAACCCACAGUCUCUGCUCUAGUCCCGUCUUAGGGAGCCCCACUGCAUGAUUGGCCUUAGGUGGCAGAUACAGCCCUGGUCAUUACAGAAGUCCAACUCGGGGACAGAAACCCAGAUGUUGACUUUUGUCCCAACACUAGGUCUGGGGCUUGCAGAUGAUCUACAAGUCAGUGACCUUGCCGGUGCUCAAAAUCCGAGGCAUACUCCUGGAGACCCCUCACGGGAGGAUCCAGGCCAAAAAGUGGUCCCGGGGUGCCCUUCUCAAUACCUGAUUUUGACAUUCUACAGUACUGUGCCCAGAACCUGUCUGAUCUCUCCCUGGACUGACCACUUGUGGCUGUAGUACCUAGCUCAGACUGCAGGGGGCAGGAUAGUCCAGCAAAGCCAUUCCCCUCCCCCUGGGUGGUACGCUGGUCAAGGGUAGGGGGGAACCUUUAUUCUGCCACAGAUAUUCUUAUACACCUUGGGAUGGAGUGGAGAAGAAACUGAUAUAGGAGAAUUGCCCAGGGCAGCUUUUGGGUUUUUGUUUUGUUUUCUUUUUGAAAACAAAAUUAAAUUAAUUUUGUUUCAUAAAUAAAAAUUGUUAAAAUGAGAUAGAAAAUAAUGUAAUACCUUUUAUUUUGAAGUAUAAUUGAUGGAAAAUAAACCUCAUAUCAAUAA
Messenger RNA from Arvicola amphibius (Eurasian water vole), 2922 nucleotides. RefSeq names its product DExH-box helicase 58 (gene Dhx58). The record is from RefSeq and is a predicted model, not a curated record. Lineage: Eukaryota; Metazoa; Chordata; Mammalia; Rodentia; Cricetidae. Gene Ontology annotation, biological process: positive regulation of interferon-beta production; response to virus; innate immune response. Gene Ontology annotation, cellular component: cytoplasm. The transcript is spliced from 12 exons. Gene Ontology annotation, molecular function: DNA binding; double-stranded RNA binding; hydrolase activity. Bases 298 to 2160 code for a protein of 620 amino acids.